AGAGAGAGAAUGAGAGCGAGAGAGAGAGAUUCUUGCAUUCGUGGAGAAAGCUGGAAGAGCAUAUUCGCUGAUCUGCGCUCGCUUUGGACGCUCUGGCGGCUAAAAUAAAGAGGCGCAUUUGUCAUCUGCUUCAGCUCUGUGUGCAUUUGGAGGAAAGUCACGUUCUUUAAGAAAAAGAAAAAUAAACCAAAAAAAUGAUUGCGGCAAGCCCGGCGUGAUGUUCUGAGAUGUGGGAUUACAGCGCUCUGUUCUCAGCCAUGUCCGAACUUUGGUUCUGGCUGCUCUUCCGAGAUGACGCCGCUGAUUUCGGCCGGACGGACUCGGAAGCCGCGCUGGCGUGAAUGAGAUCUCUCCCUCCUCCCUCCUCCUCCUCCUUCUUCUCCUCUUUCCCCGGAUCAGACGGCACUCUUAACGUGCGCCUGCUGUAUGGAGCCUAACGCGGAGGAGACUUGACUUGAUUUUUUUUUUUUUUUUGGUUUGUUUUUUUUUAAUUUAUUUAUUUUUUAUUAAAUUUUUAUUUGUUUUCCAUUUCGUCCAAUUUUUUUUGUCAUAUCUGCUUUGGCGAUCGAGUGAAGGACGGAUGACACCAUAGGAGAAGGCGAGAGAGAGAAAAAAAGACAAAUCGAUGUUUUCCACUGUGGUUGGAGAGAGUAGACCGUGAUUUUAGGGAUGCCUUGGCGUUCACACGGAUCGGCACGAUGACACCUCACACUGGCACCACACUCGAGUGAGCCGGGGCAUCCUCUCCCAGGACAAAAUGCAUAUCUGGAUUCUAAAAAUAAUCCUUCUGAUUGCAUCAUCUCCGAGGCUGGUCGAGAUGUAUGACAAUUAUGGGGAAAUCUGCCGGAGUCUGUGCAAGUGCGACGAGAAGGAGGGGAUCCUGACGGUGAGCUGCGAGAACCGGGGGAUCAUCAGACUGACAGAGAUCAGCCCGGUUCAGUUCCCGAUGUACCACCUCCUGCUGACAGGGAACCUCCUGAAGAAGCUGUCAGUCAAUGAUUUCAUCAAUUACACCGGGGUAACCAUCCUGCACUUGGGGAACAAUGAUAUCUCCGAGAUCGAGUCGGGUGCCUUCAACGGACUCCAGGGAUUAAAAAGAUUGCACCUGAAUAACAACAAGAUUGACCUUCUGAGGGACGACACUUUCACAGGGCUGGAAAGUUUGGAAUACCUACAAAUUGAUUAUAAUUUAAUUACAACUAUAGAGCCCAAUGCCUUGAGCAAACUGCACCAACUGACAGUAAUGAUUUUGAAUGAUAACUUACUUUCUGCCCUCCCCUCAAAUAUAUUCCGGAAUGUCCCCCUUACACACUUGGACCUGAGGGGGAACCGACUAAAAAUGUUCCCCUACAUUGGCCUCCUGGAGCACAUGGACAAAGUUGUGGAAUUACAACUGGAGGAAAAUCCGUGGAACUGCUCCUGUGAGCUCAUUGCUCUCAAGGCUUGGCUGGAGAGCAUAGCCUACACGGCUCUGGUCGGGGAGGUGGUGUGUGAGACGCCUUUCAGGCUGCAUGGCAGAGACCUGGAUGAGGUGUCCAAGCAGGAGCUGUGCCCACGGAGACCCGUAGAGGACACGGUCAGGCCUGCACCACCCAGCAGCACCAAUGGAUAUUAUCAGACCACACCUUCUGCUGUCACGGCCUCUGUCACUUCAUCAGCUGUUUUUAGGUCCUCCUCCAGGCCAACCAAGGGCACACGGCAAUUUAACAGAACUAGGUUAAAGCCCACUUCUCGGUUACCGGGCGGCAACCCAUAUAACUACGGCCCCAUCAUUGCUUUUCAGACCAAAUCUCCUGUGCCUUUGGACUGCCCCACUGCCUGCACAUGUAAUCUGCAGAUUUCUGAAAUUGGGUUAAAUGUCAACUGCCAAGAGAGAAAGAUUGAAAGCAUUUCUGAUCUAAAACCCAAGCCAUACAAUCCUAAAAAAAUGUAUCUCACUGGAAAUUAUAUCCCUGUGGUGCGAAGAUCUGAUUUUGUUGAUGCUACUGGAUUGGAUUUGCUUCACCUGGGAAACAACAGGAUAAGUGUGAUCCAUGACAGGGCUUUUGGGGAUUUAACCAACCUCCGUCGGCUGUAUUUAAAUGGUAAUCUCAUGGACAGGCUUACAGGGGAGAUGUUUUUUGGCUUGCAGAACUUGCAGUACCUUUAUUUAGAGUACAACAAAAUCAAGGAGGUGGAGGCUGGCACUUUUCGCUACCUGCCUAAUCUCCAGCUGCUUUUCCUCAACAACAACCUCCUCAAAACUUUACCCAUGGGCAUCUUUUCCAGCCUCUCCCUGUCUCGACUUAAUCUGCGUAACAACCAAUUCCAAAACCUGCCUGUGAGCGGUGUUUUAGAUCAGCUCAAGUUGCUUGUGCAGAUAGAUCUGUUUGAAAACCCAUGGGACUGUUCUUGCGACAUAGUGGGUAUGAAGAUAUGGAUUGAGCAGCUCAGUGCAGGCACGGUGGUUAAUGAGGUUGUGUGCGAGACGCCCAUACGCCACAAGGGGACGGAUCUGCGUUCCAUCCAGUCUGAGCAGCUGUGCCCAGAUUAUACUGACUCAUACGUCUCACCAACUCCCCCCACGGAGGAGCCCAUGGACGACCAUGUUGUCACAACAAACGCUCCUCAAAAGUUCAGCCCCUCAAGCAGCACAGUACCCCUCUCCGUCCUCAUCCUUAGCCUCUUGCUUGUAUUCAUCAUGUCCGUUUUUGUGGCAGCGGGACUCUUCGUGGUGGUGAUGAAAAGGCGCAAAAAGUCUCAGAGUGACCGCACGAGCACAAACAAUUCGGACGUUAGCUCUUUUAACCUGCAAUACAGCCUCUACAGCAAUCGCUCCGGCCCUAAAGUCAAAGCCCCCGCCGGUCACGUUUACGAGUACAUUCCCCACCCCAUGGGCCACAUGUGCAAAAAUCCCAUUUACAGGUCACGGGAAGGAAACACGGUGGAGGAUUACCGAGACCUGCACGAGCUCAAGGUGACAUACAGGAGUACCCCUGAUGAGGAGAGGGAUAGUAGCACGUUAAGGAGUCCCGCGUACAGCGUCAGCACCAUCGAGCCACGUGACAACCCUUCCCCCAUCCAGGAUGCAGACCACUUUUUCAGGGGUAUUCUGGAGCCCGAUAAGCAGUCCCCGCAUCAGUCCAUCCCAUCCCUCCCAGCAGCCAAUUUAGAGUACAAGUACACUGGGCCUGUGUCGUACACGUACAACCCAAAUUUCGAUGUCAGACGGCAGUUCUUGCACCCGGAGAGGAUAAGAGAAACGGUGCUCUACGGCACUGCACCCAGUACUGUUUAUGUGGAGCCCAACAGAAACGAGUAUUUGGAGCUAAAAGCUAAACUGCAGUCUGAGCCUGAUUACCUCGAGGUCCUUGAGAAACAGACCACCUUUAGUCAGUUCUGAGCAACGCGGUUGCUAAUGUUAAUGAGACACUUUCACUGCUGGUCCUCCUUGAAACAGUGGCUCAGUUUAUUAAAGGGUGCCUUGGCACAGAAACACACGAGCAAACGCGAGGGAGCUAGGACGGGGUGUGCCGAACAAUCGAUUCUUUCUGAAACACGACAGCACGAAAACGGAUACAGCUUUCUGACAGGUAGACGAACAAACUCCACUGAUGAUGAUGCAAAUUUUAUUUUUUUAUGGUGAAGAUGGAAUAACACAAAAUGUAAGUGUACUGGUAAAUCCUAUCCAACUUCAUUUUCAGGAAUAUAACCAUACAUUAAAAAAGGUAUAUUGUGAAUCAGAAGAGAGAGAAAGAGAGAGAAAAAAAAAAAAACAGUUUAUAAAAUUCCUCCUGGACAAAAAAAGAAAAACACUAGUACAGCAGAUGAUCAGAACUGUGUAGGACUAUUUUCUGCUGUAGUCUGUAAGUAAGUAUUUAUUGAUAUAAUCUGCCAUGUCUUUUAAAAAACAAAACAAAAAAAAACAACUUUGAUUCUACAUCAGAUAUUACCUGUGUCAUCAUAUUCCAUGAAAAAAAAAGGCUUAUGUUUGUAGUUUCAUUUACUGUAGCUCUGCAUUGUAACAGUGGCUUUUUUCUUUUUGAAAGUGGCACACCCCCCCAAUGUUCAAAAACAGACUGCGUCAUUUGAAGAUUUAAAAAAAAAACAAAACAAAAAAAAAAAAAAAUACAAAAAAUAGUGUCUUUGUAUGCUUUCUGCACUUUUUGAAAUUGGAAGGCGAGUUUGCCUUCAUUGAGCUCUCAUAAAGGAGAUUAUUAUAUUAAAAAUGAAUAUGAGUAUUCAUUCUUAAUAUGUAGAGAUGAUAUGUUAUCAAAACUAAAUUCAUAAAAGAUAUUUGAAGUAUUCAUUAUGUUGUGUAAUACUGAUAUUUUAAUCAAUGUAACACCUAUUUUUAUACAAGCAUUGGCAGAUUCUCUAUCCCUUAUUGGUUCCUUUGUUUUGAUUGCUUUGCACUUAUUGCACUAUAUUGACCAAACUAUGUUAUUGUCAUCAAAUAAAUCAAGAUGUCAGGUUCAUACAUUGUGCUUAUGAGGAAAACUGAAGUGUUCUGGGUGACAUUACUGAGAACAUCAGAGUUGGGUUGGUGGUGUACCCUUUUAAUUUGGCAAAUCAACUGACAAUGUCUUGGCUAAGAACCGGUGACUGAAGGUACAGUCAGUGCUUCACUCGUAGGGCCAAGCUAGAGUCUCAGAAAAGCCUGGAAUCAAUGGGGAUUCAAUCAAUGAGCAUUAAACCUUUGCAAUUAUACAAUGACAAUUGUAUCCACAUUGCUGCCUGCUAAGCGACAAGGAGGUCAUUUAUAUAAACAUGAUAGGAGCUGACUUAGAGCUCCUGCAAAGCCAGUGGGUAUCAACUUUGACAGUGAUGAAUACAUUCAGACUGAAGGUAGUCAUAAUAGGCUUGUAAUAGUUUUUUUUUUUUAGUUUUUUUAUGAAUUACAUGGAUAGUCAUAAAAAUGCUAUAAAUGUAAUUUUAUUUAAUUGUAUAUUUCAGUGUGGUUUUAUAUAGCACUAUUUUUUAGUUGUGGUUCUGAUAUUUGUUUGGGAUAGUCAAAAAUGAUCAAAUUACGACCACUGAUUACAACAGCUGAACUCCCAAUUGGUAGAUGACUAUUCAUCAUAGUAAUAGAAUCACAUUUUAACUUGGCUUUGCAAAGAUACAAAAUUUCAAAUGUAAUAUUUUCAUUCUUUGCAUAUAAAUAAUAUUUUUAGCUAGUUUAACGGACUCCUAACUGCUAAUAAAGAACAUAUAUAAUGUGCAUUUUAAGUGGAUAAUGCUUACAGAGAGUGGUGGGAACAUUGUGGAUUGGUCCUCAUAACAGUAGAGAAUAAAAGCAUAGAAAAUGUCCUUAAAUCAUCAACUGUUAAAGUGAGUAAGACAUGCAUCAAGUUUAAAGCAAGUGUAAAAUGAUGCACUGGUUGGUAUGAAAGAUUUUGUAUUUGAUGACUUCUUUUUGCUCCUGAAAAGACCAACAUUGCAAUGGUGCAAAAUGAUAAGCACAAAUCAAAACAACAACUUUUAGACACUUAAGCAAAACAAAAUAAGUCAAUUAACUAUUACUGUCUGUAGCAAAGAUGCCACUGCUGGACUGUUUUUGAGUAGGAAUCAGUGCAAAACAUAGCUUCCUUGUUGUGAUUUGGACACAAAAACCAGGCAAAAGUAUAAAACAAUUAGCAAAAAUUCAAUCAAGAGCAAAACUUAAAACAUUAAAAGUAUAUACAUUUUACAUUUGCAGUUUUCAUGUUCGACUUUUUCAGUGAUUUGUGUUUUUCAGUGAUUUGUGGUAGUGUAUGCUAUGUGACAGACGGGGCUCUGGGUUCAAAAGGAUCCAGAUUCAAAUGUGAGAGGGUGAAAUGACAUUUUUUAAAAUACAGAUCAAAACUUAAAAGGUAGAUUUUUUAUGUUUUGUACUGUUUGAAGUUGCUGUCUCAAUUCGUGUUUGGCCACUUCACUACUUGAAAACGCAAAUCAGGGUCCAUAAAAAGGCAAGAGGCUGCCCCUGUGCCACCAUUUUCAGUGUGCAGCGUGCGUCACCAUUUAGGAAUCCAAGAGCUCCCUCAGCAGAGACAGACGACAUCUUUGCGGAGCGGAGGCCUGCCGACUAAUUCUCAACUCGCCGGGAAUUAUUUGAAAUUAAAUGAAUUUAUAAUUAAACCUUCUCCGCGUGCAAAGAGCUGUUAUAUAACUGUUUAUGUUUUUUUUUUCUUUUUUCUUUUUCCACUACCAAGUCCAUCGUGGUGCCUGCUGCCUUGCCUUAUUAAAAGAAAGAAAAAAAAAAAUAACGCUCUGGGUCCUCAUUGCUUUCAGAGAAGCUCAGAAUGAGAGCAGAAGGCAACCAUUUGGGAGAUGAGGAGUCCUGGAACCGAGUGUAACUGUGGAUGUGUCAUACAUGUUGCAGGGAGAUGUGAAUCAUAGCCAAGGAGUGUGUGCACUCACCCAGCAUUGGUGGCCUGUGGGAUGCUCACAGUUCCUGACAUGGAAUUAUAUUUAUUUUUUGUGAUACUUAUAUUACUAAACACUUUGCACCUGAGCAGCAGAGUGACAAAUGUUUAAAAGGUGGCACAGAUGGGGUUUCAUUUUCAUAUCCUGAAAUUACUUUUUUUUUCUUUCAUCCUCAGAUGACAAAUGCUUGAACACAUUGAUGAAAUCAAUGAAUCAUUGUCCCCCCCCUUUUCUGAAAUAGGUUUGCCAUUACUGUGUGUGCGAAUACGAACAUCUAUCCAACCCAGACUGUUUGGUUAAUUGCUGCCUUGACCCAGCUUACAGUUCCAGAAUAAUAUACUCGCAUUUGUCAAAAUUGCACGCUAAAUCAAUUUAAAACUAAAAUUGAUCAGAAAAUCUUUGAACUUCUGCAGCGAUGUGAAAGAUCCCAAAUGGUGUCGCCUCAACACUGACCGACAUCCCUGAUCAUGUCUGACUGAAACUCAUCGCGUGCAAUCUGACGCAAGGCUGGCGGUGUGCGGUACAGGUGUAGGGCGCCGCCGUCAGAGGAAGCCUCCCUCCUCGCAGAAAGAGCUCAUCAGAAAGGCAGAGCCGGGGAGAGAGACGGGUGAUGGGCAGCCGGUGUUCUGGUACGCUCUCUGCUUUCGCACCAUUUGAGAGUUAAUCAAUGCGGAAGCAGAGUGGCACGGCGCAUGAAACCUGUCCAAGCUGCACCAAGUGUUGGCUCAUCACUUCUGCUAUUUUCAGUGCGUGGAGUUGAACUUGCCCGGCAAUUAUUUUCAAACAGUGUUCUCAAAACAAAAAAAGGAGCUGAUUAAGAAGAAAAAAAGAAAAAAAAAAAAACUUUUUCUGGAGAAGUUUUUGCGCCCUAUCCAGUUUCAUGGCUUCUCAGAUUGCAUUGGCAGAAUUAGAUGUUUAUGGUAAAUAAAAUCAGCUUGAUGCCACACAUGUGCAGGCCGCGUUAGCCAUCUACAAGGCCAGAGGGCAAAAUUACACUCAAGGACCCCUCUUUACAACCAUGUUUCAGCAACUCUUAGGAUUAAGUAUAGUUCACAUAACUUUACGUAAUCUUGUAGUAUGCACAGAGUAUUAGUAUAAUUUAAAUUAACAGUAACUGAAAUAGAAUUGUUUUUUUUUUUGUUUUUUUUGCCAACCUCUUGCAUCUAUUUUCUUAUCAUUUUUAUGCGAAAGGUAAUAAGAAUAAAGUGGGGGCAUAAAAAAGGCUAAGGACUUGCAAACUAAAUUUGUCACUAACAUACAAAAUAACACUGAUAUUAUGAAGGUUUUGGAUAUUUUUCCUGUCUUAAUGCUUAACAUGAUUGUUAUUUAUGUAUUUUUUGGUCUUUGAAUGCCCCAAUGUUGCAUUAUAUUAUUUAUAUCGUGCCAUCAUUUAUUCCCAAUUCAAAACUUGGCAGUUUUCUUCGAGUUGGGUGUUGAUUUAAUUGUUCAAGUUUCUUGUUUUUUGUUUCUUCUUAUGCUGCUUUCGGUUUGCAGUAAGGCGCUGCAAUCAUACGUAGAUGAUAAUUAUGCUAAUAACGCAUCUACCCCGGGCAUACAGAGACAUGCAGGGUGGACAUUUUGCAUAUGCUCGAGUGACGUUUCAUCGACUGCGGCCUCUUCCCCUUCCCCUUUUCCCCCCCGCCGAUGCCGCCACAUUCCUCCGAGUGCGCCUCGCUUUCCUUCUCGCCACCCGGUCUCCAUGAUGAUGUGAGCAAUUGAGUUCAAGGAGAUCUGGGUAAUUGAGAGGGCAGGGAUGGCAUCUGACAGGCACCGAUGGCUCCAAUGAUUACUUUAAUCAGAGUGGUUAAUGGAAUUCCUUCAGGCAUGUAGAAAUGCUCAAAUGUUCAUCAGCACUCAACCGAUUUCUACCCACCCCCCGUCGCUGCCAACACCUCCUCUUCUACCUCACGUUGCCAUAAUUACCGAUCAGUUUUACUUUCUCCUUGUGCCUUUUCUGUCAUUGUUACCCCCAAGCUUCUGGGCUUUGUUUGUCCCUAUGAUCUUAAAUCUAAAGUGGGAAUCAUUAUGAGGGUAGACUGGGCAGCUUUACGGUCCAAAAAUGCAUUAUGGAUAAGGCAUUUUCUCAUAAAAUGCCAUGGUAAAGCUCUUAACAUCCAUAGGGACUCUCAAGGACUUGGUCACAGUAAAUUCAAACAUAUUCUUACAUAGAUAAAAAGCACUUUAGAUUUAAGUGUUUUUUCCAGUACAUUCAGAAUAAAGAGUGAAUUUUAAACUUGUAUUUUAUUAAAUUUUUUAAAAAAGGCUCUAAAUUUUGUUCAUCUGGAAUGUUAGUUUGACACUUCUGAAUUAAAUGGUACUAUAACACCUGUUUUUUCUACUCAGAUUUCAACCUUUGAAUGAUUAUCCGUUGCAUCUUAAAGUCAAAUGUGUCAUCUGCCAAUUAAAAAGCCACUUGCUGCUGUCAAUACAUUGAAGGUUUUUUUUUAAUUUGUUAUGCAAUACUGAAAAAAAACGUGCCAGCUACAAUCAAUGGUGAAUAUAUCUGUUGCCUUUUUUGUGAUUGGAUGGGAGAAUUAGAGAUUCACCAAAUAAACCUUAAUGAAUAAUACUAACAGUGGAAAGCAAGCUAACAUACACGCUUGCUUUUUUUCUGUUUUACAGCCAAUCAGGGCCAAGGAAAAUAAACGCCACUGUGGAUUGGUUGCUUUGCAAAUACCAGCCAAUAGCAUGUGAAAGAUCACUGCAGCUUGGUGUUUUAACUUUUCAAGACUUAUUUCAAAUAUUUUAGUCAAACUGAGGAAAAAAAUAAAUAAAUAGAUGAAUAAUUUGGAUUUACAUUCCACAUAAAACCUGCCAAAUGUUAAACCGCAAAUAGGGAGGCAUCCACUGUGUUGCAAUACUUUUCAAAAAAGUAUUACCGAAAAGUAAUUGAUUUUGCAGAGAUAUAUUUCUUUUCUUAAAGCAUGUCUCAUAUAUUCCAAAGUAAAUACAGCUUGAGAAGCUAAUAACGUUUGGUGCAUUGUUAGGUGAGAUGCUAUUGGCUGCCAUUUCCGAAGUAGCCAAUCCAGGAGCUCCAUUUUCCUUGGCAAUAAUUUUAACAAUGAAAAUAAGACUGUGGAUGUAACUUCUGGGUUGUGUUUUCACAGUGGAGAUUUAUGCAUAUUGACAUACAUUUGGUGUUUGAACUAUUAAAAUAGACAGCUACAACUGACCCUUGUGAAUAAAAGGGGUCCAUUGUAAUUACAAUUUCCUUGCAGCUCCAGAAAAUACGAAACUCCAAUACAAUGUCAUAACUUGACAGAGGAUCCACAUAAAUCUAUUUUUACUGUACUAACCUCAUAUUUAAUGACACUGAAUCAUUUUAUAAAGUAAAUCAAUGUAUUUUUAACAAAUCUAAAAAUAGGACAAUUUUUUGAUAUCUGCCACUACUUAUGUACAUGUUGAAACAUUACAGAUAUAAAAAGGAGAUGCCUUCAGCUUUUUCAUUUAAAGUAUGUUGAAGGAUUAUUUCAGAAACAGAUAUGUACACUUUAAAAAAAAAUCUCUGAUUAGUAUGUUUUAUUAAAUUGUAUUCUCUUUCUGUUUCAGCACUACAUUUUGUACAUUUACUGUUAUUCAAGUGAUUAUAAACACCUUAGGCUGCUCUUGUAUUCAUUAAAAUCUUGUAAAGCAAUCAGCCCAGCUUUAGUUUGCAUAGCUGUGGAAGUUCAGCUAUACUGUGAUCAAAAUCCAUACAUCUUACACACUCUACUCGCCUUUCUAUGAUGGUAAAUAAAACUCUGCAAUUAGUGCGUACACUAUGCGACUUAAAACAGAUGGUGCUCCUAUGGAGCCGAAUCCCCGUUUGAUAAAUCAAUGCAGAUGGAAGUAAUGGACUUCCUGCAAUCCUGCCUCAACCUUCACCUCCCAGUUCACCCUUGAUGGUGGAUGAAGUUAACAUAGGGAUGGAAAUCCUUCAUGCAAAAUGGAGGCAAUCAUCCCAGGAGCUAUCAUUUCAAUAGUCAAUAGUCUAUUUCCAUUUUGUUACAUAUUUGCGAAUUGAUGUUCAUGGGAAUAUGAGAAAUGUUUUGAUGAAAUGGCUGUUUUUUUGUUGUUGUUGUUGUUUUGUGAGGCAAAAUGUUUCAUAUUUAAUUUAGUUCUUUGUUUUGUUUUUUUUUUUCUAUCAUUGUUUUACUUCCGUCCUCCAACCCACUUCUCCAGCCUCCCCGCCGCUUCCUUCCCGCUUAGCCUGUCCUCUUUUUAAGUUCCCGUUGGGCAGCGGGGCUGUAUUCAUCAGGCCUCCCCCGUUUUGUUUGUUUGUUUAUGGCGGCUCCACCCGCUGAUCCGGAGCCGCAGUAACCCUGUCGUUUGAUAAAUGGCAACCAUAGCAUUACUGACUCCCCAGCCGAGCCCCGGUGACGCCUGGCCAAAAAAACAACAGGUUGAUGUAUGGCUUCCUUUAGACUGUCAAGUCAUUUAAGUAGAGCCCAUCCAGGCUCAGCGCUUCUACUGUAUGCUUGUAUUUGCUUGGACACGUGCUCCAUCCUGCCCUGCCUUGUUUAUGUCAGUGAUUUCAAUACUGAACAGUAGCUGUGAAGGCAUGGUAUAUGCAGGAUUCACUGACUUUAUUAAACAUUUUUAUUUUGCUUGUGUGAGUUGAGUGCAAUGAAAGCGUAAGGUCAGGAAAUAUUUAUAUUGAGAUUUAUUUGUACUCUGGGUCCAGAAAUUUCCAAAAAAUAAAAAAAAAUAAAAAAAUGGUGGUGGUAACAAGAGUGACAUAUAUCCUCUACAAAUUUCUGGAUUUUGUAGCAGUGUUUGCACUAAUUGAAAAUCUGCAAUAUUUUGACAUUAAAUCAGGACUUAAUUAUAUAAAUAUAGACAGUUUAAAGCACAGUUUGUGAUCUGCGAGGCACAUGUUUUAUACCCUAGAGGAGUGCUAAUGCUGUAUCUGGCAACUAAAUUAACUGUUUAAAAAUCAUGGGACUAGUUUGAAACCCCAUCUGUGACCAAACGCAUAAAAGUCAAGGUUUUUGUUGAUGAGAUUAAAAAUGUAUCAAAAUGCAGAACUGAUAUUUUGCAUAAAUAUUCAACAUAAACAAAUAUGUAAUAUAUUAAUGAAACUGUGAAAUAAGCAUCUUUGUUUUAGAAAAGAGAUCUGGAAGUCGUUUAAAAUCAAAAAAUACAGCACAGCUCUGAUGUUUUUGAUUUCUUGGGUAAAAAGAGUUUUCAAAAUGCUUUCUCUGUUUUUAACAUUGUUAUAUGCAAUGUUUAUUGUUUUUAUUUAGUCUUUUUUUCAUUUAUCGUUCAGUGUCGGUCAGAUGGGUUCGAUGUUGGGCCAAAAUUUUUUAUGUUUUUUAAAUACAGUUUAGGACCCCAUAAAACUAUUAGUAUGGCCCUGGGGCCACACUUUGGACACUAUUAAUAUAGAAGGUCAAAGAGAUUUGGCAUGGUACUUUUUUAUGAUUGUUUUCACAAAUGUGAGUGCUAUAUCUGCAAGUAACUUGAAGACCAAAAUGAUCAAUGAGUUGGAGAAGGUAGCUAAUAAAAAAAAAAUUAUGAAAAUUAUAUUCAUAUCUUUCCAAGACUGAAUGGGAGUCCAGUGUUAACAUUCAAUGGAGGGGCUUUUUGAGCUGAAAAUGUAAAUGGCCUUGAUGCAUUUGCAUUGAUUUUGAAAGACACUGUCAGACGUCUUUCAAAAUCAAUCUUUUCAACUCAAAAUGUAAGUCAAAAGUGGCAAGAUUUGAAUCUAAAUGCAAAGAAUGAUGCAAUAAUUAUGUCAUUGUUGGAGUUUCUAAUGCAUAGUUCAAAAUCUUUAAUAAAUGCCAUGUGUACAGGA
This is a messenger RNA of Gambusia affinis (western mosquitofish), 12160 nucleotides long. RefSeq names its product SLIT and NTRK-like protein 5 (gene slitrk5). Gene Ontology annotation, biological process: axonogenesis; regulation of presynapse assembly; positive regulation of synapse assembly. Lineage: Eukaryota; Metazoa; Chordata; Actinopteri; Cyprinodontiformes; Poeciliidae. The record is from RefSeq and is a predicted model, not a curated record. Bases 758 to 3382 code for a protein of 874 amino acids. Gene Ontology annotation, molecular function: protein binding. Gene Ontology annotation, cellular component: membrane. The transcript has 2 exons.